AUGUCACACGGUGCAAACGACUACUAUUACAGUCCGAAAUAUGAGGAUGACGAGUACGAAUAUCGCCAUGUGCAUGUAACCAAGGAAAGCGCCAAGCAAAUUCCCAAAGGACGUUUGUUAUCAGAAAGCGAAUGGCGCAAUUUGGGUAUUCAACAAUCACCGGGCUGGGAACACUACAUGAUUCACGGGCCCGAACGCCACAUUCUCUUAUUUCGACGUCCACUUCCUUCGGCGGUUCCUCUUAAAGACAAGAUUGCUAUUGAUCGCUUUGGGGUGUCCUUGGGAGUGGCUAAGCCCUUAAUGGCCGAUGAAGUUGAGCCUCCACGUCUCAGCGUGAAAGAAUUAAGCAAGAAAUUAGAGAGUCAGUUGCCAGAGAUACGACCCCCAAUUCCAAUACACAGACCAAAAGACUGUCCUCCUCGCUCAAAGCCACCCAUCGCUCUUAAACCUGCCAAUUUAGCCAAAAUUGGGCGUGUUUUACCAUCCAAUGAGAGUUUUUUGAAUCGAAAGAAUAAUGGCGAGACGAUUGAGUUUUCUCGCAACGACGCUCCAACAACAAGCUUGAUCCCUUGUUACACAGGACAAAGUAGUUCGAAUGGCCAUCUAGACAAUGAUCAAACGCUUGCACAUUCUUCGAGAACAUCCUCGCACAUCAGCAUUGGUGAAUUAAGUGAAAUAUCGACAGAAGUUUCGCCAUAUCCAGUAGCGCAAAGCGAUUCUGAUUCGGAAAACGACGAGUUUGAGGCAAAUGCUAGAAAGAGGGAGCAAAGGGGUCGGGCUUAUCGGAUUAAUUCAUCCGCCGUUCCCGAAAGAAGAUCUUUCUUCUACACUGAUUCGAUGGUCUCGAUUUCAAGCAUUCACGAAAAAAUUAUGGACGAACUUGGGAAGAAUAACAUCGUUAGAGCAAGCAGGCGAAAUAAUGCAUCUUGUAAUGAGCAUCGCGUUAUAAAGAGACCACCUUCUUUGUUGUCCGACGGCUCAUCGACAAUCAAUAGUGAAACUAGUCCGCAAACGCCACGAUCGUCAUUGGCAAGUGCUGAAAGUGCUCCCGUCGAAAAUGACCCAAUACCUUAUUAUGACACCGAAAAUCAAGAAGAGAAUAUUCGACUCAGAAAGCUUCAUUUUGCUGCGUAUGAGUUUCUAACUGUUGAAGAGAAAUUUGUCAAAUAUUUGGAAGAUAUGUACCAAAUUUAUCCAAACUAUUUGCUCGCGUUCGGAGAACGCUCGGGAAGAAAUUACAUCUCUACAACGUUGGCCAAUCCGUCUAAUCCCGUGGAACGGGUUAAAGUAUUGCUUUCCCAAAUCCACCCUUUUCACCAAGCGAUGCUUACCGGUUUUCAAGAGACAAUGUCCAAUUGGGACAGUCGAACACCAAAGAUGGCUGCCUUAGUAAAAUCAUAUGCACACUAUUUAAAAUCCUGCAAACAAUUUCUUAUGGAGAAGGGUCGGUUACUUGUGGAACUUACCGAAUUAUUGCAACAGCAGGAUUUUCAUAACGCAACAAUGGCCUUUGAAGAAAAAAUUUUCCGCCGUGGGCCUGGUGCGGUUACACAUCAACUCGACCAAGUUCAUCAGAAUUUCUUACGCUAUAAGAAUCUAAUGAUCAGCUAUAAAAAUUACUUGCCUCCUAAUUCAGAAGAAUUGGCGAUAGCUGCAGAAACCAUUGAUGUUCUCGAGAAAGUUGCCCAAGAUGUAAACAAAGACAUGCAAAUUCCAUCAAUUGAUGAGCUGACAAAGCUCUUUGAUAGAUUCCAGGGACUUUUCAAUGUUUUUAAACCCGGCUGCCGAUUGAUCCGUCAUGGGGAAGUUUUGAAACAAGCACGAAAGGAACCUCAGCCAAGGAUUUUGCUUUUGUUUUCUGAUGUUUUAUGGAUCUGUCGUGAAACGAAUGCUGGUGGCGUUUUUGAUAUGGAUCGAAGCUAUGAUAUUCCGAUAGAUACCGUAAAAACCGAGGUCAUAGAGCAUGAUGACUUCAAGACACGUUUGUGGAUCAAGAGCACCAAGAAAUCUUUUCAAGUUCUCUUCAAAAAUGUUUCUGAGCGUGAUCAAUGGAAAUUGGAUAUUCAUCGAGCGGUUGAAGAGCGGAGAGAAGCGGUUAAUCGAAUAUAUGAAGCACGUAGGAGGGUCUCCACGGCAAAGGGGGAAAAUGAUGAUCGAGGCUCUGAUCUUCUAUCUGCUAUGACAUGUUCAAAUGAUGCUCCAGUAAAUGGAUUCUUGACAACGAAUCUACGAGAAGCGGAUGUGCAAGCUGCCUGGAUUCCAGAUGAUGCUUCUACUCACUGUUUGAUGCAAGGAUGUAGGACAGAAUUUUCCUUGUUCAACAGAAGGCAUCAUUGUCGAGAUUGUGGAUGGUUGAUUUGUUCCCGUUGCUCUGGUCACGCCCCACUUGCAAAACAACAAUUCAAAAGCAAGAACGUCUGUCCUGAAUGUUUUGAUAGAAUUUACCAUCAAUACGAACGUGGUACAUUAUUUCCUGAAGCAAUGCUGAUCAGGAAUGCAAAUAACCCGGAUAUCGUAACUGGCAUUGCUUUGAAUGGAAAGGAAGUCACAAUGAAAGAAUUGUUUACCCCUCCCGAGAAUCGUCGCUUGAAACGCUUAGACAUCAGUGCGCGAACUCAAGAAAAAGAUGGAAUUGUGUUUGGACGUGUUUUUCAAAGAGCUGCAAAUGGAAAGGAAACCGUGAAAUUUGCCCAACUUAAAGACGAUCUGGAGCUCAGCUUUUUUACCGCAAAUUUUGAUGAAAGACCCGAAUCGACCUUUGUAAUUCAUGGCUAUUAUCUGGAGGAACACGAAGCGGAUGAUGGAAACGGUGCACUCUUUGAGAUUAGUCAUCGCAAUCAAUUCCGCUCGGAUCGACAUGAACAUAGCAUCAAAUUUCGAGUUGAUCGCGAGGAUUCGAGAAAAAAAUGGUCAAACGCUUUAAAUCGAGCAUUAACAAAAACCAAAGAA
Mesorhabditis belari is the source of this 2949-nucleotide messenger RNA. NCBI's taxonomy places the organism in Eukaryota, Metazoa, Nematoda, Chromadorea, Rhabditida, Rhabditidae. The record is from the annotation of a GenBank genome assembly.